GAAACAUGUAUAUGUCAAAUUGUAUGUCUUUUUCUUUCUUUCCCUUUCUGUGUAUUGCACGCGUACUUUUCACAUUCGAAUAAACAUUUCGUUCAAAUCAAGAAAAUGACCAGCGCAAUUAAAGCCGAAGAAUAUUUUGUUGCCAUCACGCUCGAUAAGGCCGAAGCUGAGUACAUUUGGCAACCAUUAGAACCAGCUCAACGUUUGGCGAUAAGACAAGUUAUGCUUGGUCACACUGCCAAAAAAGAUGAAUACAAUGUAGUAGAAGUUAACGCUCCAACAUCUAAUGGUUCCGUCAAAAUCCCAAUUGCCGUACUGAAAAUCGGUGAACAACGUGUUGUACAAUCAAAUUUGGAGUUUCCCGAAGGUCCCAUCACAUUCAAAUUGAUCAAUGGAAACGGACCUAUUAUCAUUCACGGAAUGCAAGCACCGCCAGACACAAGCUGUGCUGAAGAUGCUUUAGCCAUGACCGGGGAAGAUGAGUUGGGUGAUGAAGAAGAGUUGCUCGAGGAGGAGGAUUAUGUUGAAGAAAACCCACCAAAGAGACAAAAAAUAAGCCACAAAUGAAACUAUGAAUGUUUUUUUUUAAAUAGCUUUGAAUAAAAGACCUCAAUAAAAAAAUGAUUUUUUUA
Messenger RNA from Contarinia nasturtii (swede midge), 632 nucleotides. Its product is annotated as nucleoplasmin-like protein. The transcript is spliced from 5 exons. Gene Ontology annotation, biological process: chromatin remodeling. The record is from RefSeq and is a predicted model, not a curated record. Lineage: Eukaryota; Metazoa; Arthropoda; Insecta; Diptera; Cecidomyiidae. The coding region runs from base 106 to 567 and encodes 153 amino acids. Gene Ontology annotation, molecular function: chromatin binding; histone binding; RNA binding. Gene Ontology annotation, cellular component: nucleoplasm; cytoplasm; nucleolus.